This is a messenger RNA of Topomyia yanbarensis, 798 nucleotides long. RefSeq lists its product as uncharacterized. Bases 1 to 798 code for a protein of 265 amino acids. Lineage: Eukaryota; Metazoa; Arthropoda; Insecta; Diptera; Culicidae. The record is from RefSeq and is a predicted model, not a curated record. The transcript has 5 exons.
AUGGCUGGUAAAGACGCUACAUUUGGAGUUAAUGCAAAAUCCAAUCUAAGUGCGCUUGGAUUUCCGCCUAAGAUAAUUAACAUCAUAAACCAAUACGGAAUAGAUGAAACCGAUGUACCAGCUGUGGUGACUUUUCUGUCGCAUUUGGGAAUCGCCACAGUAACAGAGGACGAUCAUCAGCUAUCGAUUGCGUUUCCGCAUCACACUAUCGAGGAAGAAAGGACUUACUCGCAGUAUCCUCCAGCCCGAUCAGAAUCUGAGGCAAGCAUCGCAUCAUACGAUGAUCUUUGCGCUAACUUAUCGGUGUUUGAAACAGAAUCUCCGAAGCUGGCCAUAGAUUCGGCAACCACGACGGUUCGAAUCCAGCCUUCAUGCAGUACAAAUACUGCGGAAAAAGCAGCAGCAGAAGAGGACAUAGGAUCGGUGGUAAAAACGUUUCCGCGGGUGCCAUUAGAGGAAACAACCAAAACGCUGUUGGUUUCACUUGCCGUACCGGACACGGCUCCACCAGAAAUACCGAUAGAGACACCUUCAUUCAGCUCAAACUUUUCAACGGAAACUCCGAGGGUUUUACUAUCCUCUCCGGUAACGCCUGCGAUAACCGGGAAAGCAGUUUUGAUGCCAUCAAAAAACGCUGACAACUUAGAGCCACUACAAUCACCAAUCGAUUCUUCAGUAAUAGAUGGUAAAUCUAUAAAACUACCAAAAAUAAAGCAUACGUUUUAUAUAUUUUUCAGAAUGAUGAGAAUAAUAGCCACAACAAAGAAAACGGAUCAUUGGAUAAUAGUAUUGAACUGA